CGCCAUUCAUACGAGGCGGUUGUAGCCAACUCUUAGCUUAAUUCUGAAAAACAAUUCAAUUAUAUCCAAGCCCAUACGCUUUUUUGUGAAAGAUAAAUUUUGACUUAAUGCACUAAACUUUAUUCAACGUAAUAUGCAACCAAAGUGAAGUAAAGUGCAUAAUAGUGAUUGUGAAAAGUGAAGUGAAGUGAGGAUGGAGAAGGUUAGCUGAUCUAAGAGUCAGCCGCGCACGCCCAAGAAACGCUUGCUUAGACACAUCAUGCAGGUGUUCGGCGAGUGGGCCCAGGUGGAGGUGGUAGAGCUGGUGAACGACGGGUCUGGGCUGGCGUUUGGCAUCGUUGGGGGCCGCUCCUCAGGCGUCGUCGUGAAGAGCGUGCUGCCGGGCGGCGUGGCUGACAGAGAUGGGCGUCUGCGUAGCGGGGACAUGCUACUGCGAAUCGGCGCAGUGUCUGUGGUGGGAAUGUGUGCGCGGCAGGCCGCAGCCGUCUUGCGACAGUGCGGCGCUUGCGUGCGUUUACUGGUCGCAAGGCCUGCUCACAGCGUGCAAACGUCUCUUGGGGCCUCCCAAGCCCCAAUUGUGCCGUCGCGCCUACUCACGGACCCCAUUGAGUUGGAGAGGAGUUUAUCGGAGGCUGGUCAUGAUGGGUUUGGAGCACUUUGCGAGGAAAGCAGUCCACCGACGCCACCACCUACCAUUAUUGAGGAAACAUACCAUCACAGACCGGUAGCAUCUAUAGUAGCAGUGGUACCACGUGAGGCCUUAGGCCCAUCACCGCGCCCCCCACCACUCAUCACUGUACCCCCUCCGAAACUACCACCACCAAUUAGAUUACCCCUAGAUAUGGCUGUCAGAGGUUGUGAACCAGAAACAUUGAGCUACGAAGUGGAAUUGAACAAGGAUUCCGCCCUCGGUCUGGGAAUCACAGUGGCCGGAUACGUCUGUGAACAAGAGGAGCUGAGUGGUAUUUUCGUGAAGAGCAUCAGUGCCGGCAGCGCUGCGGAUCUCUGUGGAAAGAUUCGAGUUAAUGAUAGGAUUGUUGAGGUGGAUGGAGUGUCGUUGCAUGGAGUUACGAAUCACCGCGCCGUCGCUUUGUUGCGAGACGCUAAAGGCCCCAACGUUAAAUUGAAGGCCUUGAGGUAUCUUCGUGGAGCGGGGUUUGAGAGACUCCAGAAAGCGUUAGCUGCACAAGACGGUAGACGGUCUCCCAUACCUCCCCCUAGUCCGUCAGUUACAUCCCUUGCCAAAUAUAGUUUUAGUGUGUACGACGAAUCAACGGUGAUAGAAGUAGAACCUGAGUCUGAUAUACAACCACAUCUCCCUUCGCCAACCUCUCCUUCGGAGGAAGCGGAAAUAGUGAUAGGAAGAGACGACGAUAUAUCUGAAAGAGAGAUUAGGAGGAUACAGGACAAGUGGCGGGAUGUGCUGAAGGAUGAACCGGACUGGCCUGGUAAUCAGUACCAGUAUGACGUUAUUGUUGGUUCAAUAAUAAAAGGAAAGGAUAGUGGCCUAGGUAUUUCCCUGGAGGGUACAGUUCGAGUCGUAGGAGGCAAGGAAGUCCAGGCGAGGCAUUACAUUAGGGCGAUAGCUCCCAACGGGCCUGUCGCUAAAUUAGGGAUUUAUCAAGUUGGAGACGAAUUGUUAGAGGUAAACGGCUGGCGUGUACUAGGAGCACAUCACGUAGAGGUGGUUACGAGAUUGAGGGCUGUGACGUCACCCGUAUUACUAGUCAUUGUGCGUAAACGUAGCGAAAAAGCAAAUGGAAUUGAACCUAGUUUAGCAAGGAGUGGAGUCCUAGGAGGCAGUCUUCAAGACCUGCUCGCUCCACCUCAAAGACUGAUAAAGGCGAAAUCAGAAAGUUCAGUUGCGUCUUUAUGCAGCGCGGCGACCGUGUUAUCAGCUGGCCAUGAUCAUGAUGAGUUUUGUUCGGACGAAUUGGAACGGAACAGGUCUCGUUCGCUGGAACCCCUGAGCUGGUUAGCAAUGUGGAGUGAUCACAUUGACUAUAUACAACUGCAUAAGGAAGACCGGGGUCUCGGUUUCUCCAUACUCGACUACUUGGAUCCUUCAGAACCUAGCAGUUCGGUUAUAGUGGUCCGGUCUGUAGUGAGUGGUGGGGCAGCUGCGUUGGACGGAAGACUCUCACCCGGAGACAGGCUGAUCUCUGUCAAUGGCCAGGAUAUAUCCCGGGCGCCACUGGCGGUUGCCGUGGCAGCCAUUAAAAGCGCACCUAAAGGACUCGUAACAAUCGGGAUAUCGAAGCCUCUACCCUGUAGCACAGUAGUCGGUGGCGACAAAGUGAAUGGGUCUAGCUUUCAAAAUAGCCAGGAAUGCAUCAAUUCUUUAGCAUCCGAUGACCAUACUGGAAUGGAUUCCUUCCACGAAUGCUUGCAGGAAUAUGGCGAAGGGCUAGAAGUAGUACAAAUAUGUUUAGAACCAGAAGAAACUUCGAUCAAAGAUGAAGAAUUGUCUGCCUUAGUUGAUUUAAGUACGGAUUCUAAUAAUAAAGAAAUUAUAAAUGAUAGGCUUAUAAUUUCUUUUGAAAAUAAGGAAAACAAAGAAAAAGUUAACGGGAUUGUUGAGUUAAAAACAUCCAAAUCAGAUGAAUCUUUAGAUGACCCUGAUGAUAUGACCAUUAUUGAAGACGAAGUAGUUACUGCCCCCAGAGAGCUUAAUAUUCGUAGUAAAUCCGCUGAUAGAAAUGAAGUAAAUGGGGAGAAAAUGCUACUUAAACAGCAAAGUAAAGAUAUAUCAACAUCUGAUGAAAUGGUUUAUGCUGUUACACCAACGGGCUUGGAAAGAAUAAGCUACGAAAAAUAUUGGCGUGAGUGUGAUAAAGAUAAAAAUAACGACGAAAGCUGGAAAGAAUGCCUUAAUUCCCCUAAUGAUGAUACUUUGAGUUUUAACGAUACUAAAAUCUCCGUCCAGGAAGAUCGUAAUUCAUUGCUAUACAUCGAUCAUGAAAUCGACGGUUAUGAGACAUGUCUUGACGAUGAUUCAACGUCCAUAAAGUGUUUCACAAAAAACGGCCAUAAAAUAAACGGAGAUCGCGAGAUCAAAGAGUCUGAUAAACAAAUUCAAAUGGCUAUUAGCAAAGACAACGAUACCUGUGCUAUGAGUAAUGACGAUCAUUUCGAAACAAACAGCAAAGAGGAUGCGUCGUCUUUUCCAUACGUGGAAGAACAUAUCAUAAAACAAAUGCAAUCAUUACGAAUAGAGCCUCUUAACGUUAAUAUCUGCCAGAGAAAAAAGAAGAAGAGCCCUACAAAGCCGUCCAAGAAUGAGCGUCGAUGUAUUGAGUAUUAUAACGAUCAGGAUGAAUGUUUGAAAGAAAUAAAGAGAAAGAAGCGGGAGGAAGAAGAGAGAAAAUCUCAGAAAAAGCAAACGUCUUUAUUGGAGAAGAAUAAAGGAAUUUUGGAAAAGAAGCUGAAAUUAAAGAAACAAGAACCAAGCGAGGAAUCGACAGAUAUAGAAACGUAUGUGCCUGGUUGCCAUAAGUGCUUCUUGGAAAGUUAUGCGUAUGCUAUAACAAAAGCGUAUAUUGAAGAGGCAAGUGCUUGUAAAUAUUGUGACGUUAUUAGAGAUAUGGGGGAAUCCCCUAAAGUAAUGUAUAGACGGAUGUCUGCUCCGGGUUUGCUAAACAUAGAUAGUCCAGGAUCUGAUUCAGAUACUAAUGGACUGUUGAUGGUACCUGGUGAACGAGGAAGGCGGAAAUCAGCUGGGCCUUUUAAAUUUCUAGUGCCUUCUCGAAGACCUAGCUUUGUACCAAAUAUGACGGUGACAGUGUCACCUGAGCGACGUGACGGCGUGUCCGCGCAACGCUGGGGCCCCCCACGACGGGUAACGUUGAAGAGGGGUCCUGGGGCCCCACUUGGGGUCAGCAUUGUUGGAGGAAAGGUUGACAUAAUAUCGGGGCGCGAUGAUGCAAACGGAAAUGAUAAGGGAAUAUUCGGCAUCUUCAUCAAAAAUGUCGUCCCAGGAAGCCCGGCUGGAAAGUGUGGCGAAUUGAAAGCUGGUGAUAGAAUAUUAGAAGUGGAUGGAGUCUGUGUUAGAACAGCACAGCAUGAGCGAGCCGUGCAACUGAUCAAGGCAGCUGGCUCCACCGUCACCCUGACUGUCCAGAGUUUGAUGACAUGGAAUACGUCAUCCUCUGACACUUCUCCGCCUGCAGUGGCACCCAGGCCGUCGAUGAAAAAGCGGCCAGCACCGCCUGCACCGCAGCAACACCACGAUAUCAAGAUAACAGUAACAUCGGAUUCGGAUACGCCAAAGCAGAACGGAGAUGUGACAAAAGAAGAUGAAGAGGAAGAGAAAGAAACAGAGGAUAAACCGAAGACCGUUUAUUCGGACUCAGAAGAGAGUAGUGACGAAGAAGACGCGAGAGAACUACAGGGAAGGACAUAUUCCGAUAAAGGAGUUGAGAUUGAUCGUGCAUCAGCCGGUGCCAUAAAACGUAGCAAAGAAGAAAGGGAAGCAGAUAAAGAAGAAGAAGAUGACUUCGGUUAUACGUCAAAUAAAAUCAAAAAGAAGUAUGGCCCGCUCGGCGAGAGUAUUAUCGUGUGCAAACUGGAGAAAUCUGCCAAACACGGCCUUGGUCUCAGUCUUGCCGGCCACAGGGACAGAAGUAAGAUGGCGGUCUUCAUCUGCGGGAUACACCCAGCUGGGUCCGCUGCUAAAUCUUCGCCACCUGUAAAAGUUGGAGACGAGAUCUUGGAGGUAAACGGCCUAGUUCUACACGGAAGAUGUCACCUCAACGCUUCGGCUAUUAUAAAGGGACUUCUUGGACCUGUUUACAAAUUCAUCCUCUUGAGACGCAAAGCUGCUUUAGAAGAUGUAGCUGUAAAACCACUUACGCAGUUCCCUACAGCACUCGAAGAAGAGCCGGACGACCGGUUCGCAAACUACAAAGGUGUCCGGGACAUCACUAUAAAGAAGGGUCCAUCGGGAUUGGGCAUCAUGAUCAUAGAAGGCAGACACACAGAGGCAGGCCGCGGUAUAUUUAUUUCCGAUCUGCAAGAGGGCAGCGCAGCAGAACAAGCUGGUAUGAAUAUAGGUGACAUGAUCCUCGCUGUUAACAGGGAGUCUCUUCUAACCUGCAGUUAUGAUGCUGCCGCAGCAAAGCUGAAGCAGACAGAAGGUGUGGUUAUUCUGACAGUAUGCAGUCCCAAUAUGAAGGAUCCUGAUGAGUCUGGAACUUCCGGUGUCAGCGGGAGUCAAACGCCGAACCAAGACGGUCAGGCUCCGAAGCCAGCACCUUCGCCGGCCAAACCUGAGCCACCCGCUGACCCUGCAACAGCUCAGCUAAGAGCCAAUCAAGACACUGUGAUAGAAAUCAACUCUAACAACGAAGUGUUAGGAAUAUUGCUACUUGGAGGCAGCGACACUUUGCUAAACGGUGCAGCAGCUGUAGUACUAGACAUUUAUAAGAACGGGUGCAUCGCUAAAGACGGGAGACUGCGACCCGGAGACCAGAUCAAGGACUGCAAUGGGAUCACCAUCACCAAAGAGAUGACACACGAGAGAAUUUGCGUUUCUAUCAAACAGAAGGCACCCAAGUUAAAAAUGAACGUGUACCGGCCAGAGCCCAUAGUCUACGAUGAGAUUGAUGUAGAAUUAACUAAAAAAGGGGGCAAAGCUCUAGGGCUGGCGUGCAUACAACCUGUUCAAGGCACGGGAGUCUACUUAGGUGAACUGCUUGCCGGUUCACCAGCGGAAGUUGACGGGCGUCUCCAGCGUGGGGAUUUCCUAGCAUCUGUGGACGGCAAGGAUAUGACGUCAGCAGACGCCCCGACCGCCGCCGCAGCGCUCAAACUUUGCACCAACAAGGUUCCCAUCAAAGUGAAGAGAUUCAAAAUUAAGUGAACGAUCAGUGCUUAGUGCGGUUUAAUAAAACGAUUUAGUAUGCUGCAUUCGAUAUUGAGUAAUAUGAUUUAGUGCGUUUCAGUGCAGUCAUUUGUUUCUUUGGCAAUUGUUUUACUGUUGCGGCUUCUACGUCUCUGUACCUGAGAACUUUAAGUUUGUUAGUUGUGUUUUAUGUAUAAUGUCACAAAAGCAAAAAUAAGUUUAGCUGUCACAAUAUGAUGUAAAAUAAAUAUUUGAUUAUAUUUGAGCUAGCGUUUGAUCCUCUCUGUAGAUCUAGAGAAACAUAAAUGGUUUUUUAUGUGACACAUUUCUCCGUUUAUUUCUGAUUCUUUUAAUGUUGUUUUAAAUACCUUAUAAAAUUUAACAAGGGCAUUCUGUGCAAAAACCGGGGGCGAUCAAUUCGAACUCAAAUCAACUCGAAUUUGGGGGGGGGGGCUUGUAAAAACUCCAAAAAGCUAAAAGACUCAAAUUACUUAGUAUGUUAUGUUUGUGCAAGUUUUUAAAGGUCAAAGUCCGAAAAAAUUAGCACAGAUGGAGACUUUUUAAAAUUCUGACGUCAGAUUUAUGUACAUUUUCAGCAAGAUAGGAAAUUACUUUCUUUUAGCGCUAAUUGGUCGUUGUCUAUUGAAGCUACAGAUUACAAAAA
Pieris napi is the source of this 6506-nucleotide messenger RNA. RefSeq lists its product as uncharacterized. Gene Ontology annotation, molecular function: protein binding. The coding region runs from base 260 to 5860 and encodes 1866 amino acids. The record is from RefSeq and is a predicted model, not a curated record. NCBI's taxonomy places the organism in Eukaryota, Metazoa, Arthropoda, Insecta, Lepidoptera, Pieridae. The transcript has 36 exons.